AUGCCCUCUACAGGCCACUCUUCUCGCCCUCCUACUCGAGGCCUUAUUGCAGGGGCAACGACGGCCGUGUCCAUGACCGAUGUCAACGCUUACAACCGGCCCGACGGCUCCAAGGAGCUGCGCGUCAGUGCUUCUCGUACACCUUCCAGCCAUUCCAUUCGGCCCUCCACCAGCAACAAAACCAGUGAUGUGGGAGAAGACAGCUCCAGCGUCAGAAGCUAUGCACCCAUAGGCCGAUAUAUCCAAGAUACAGAAAGCAUAUUUGAGGGAGGCCUCCAAGAGGAACAAACCCUUUCUGCAUCGGUCAGCAGCUCCCAAGGAUUGUUCGAGGCAGAGUCGGACAGCCUGUACGACGAAGGUGACGUCGAUUUUGAUAACGAGUUUGAAGAGGUAGACGAGAAGAUUGUGGGUGAAGAGGCAGCCCAAAAGCUCUGGACGUCCAAGCGCAAGCACUUCAUCAUCCUAUCUGCAGCCGGUAAGCCUAUUUAUACUAGGCAUGGAUCCGACGCGGUCAUCUCGAGUUAUGUUGGUAUCAUUCAGGCUAUCAUCUCCUCGUAUUCCGAUGCGGGUGACCAGCUGGGAAGUUUCCAGGCAGAUGGCGUUUUGUUUGUCGUCCUCUCACAGACAAAUCUGUUUCUCGUAGGAAUCACAAACCUUCCGGAGAGCGAGGCACAGGUCCGAGGUCAGCUUGAAGCUCUUUAUAUGCAGAUCUUGUCGACUCUGACCUUACCGACGUUGACGCAUAUUUUCUCGGUUCGCCCCUCGACCGACCUCAGACGACCCUUGCAAGGCACCGAAGUCCUCCUGUCCUCGCUGGCGGACAGCUUUACGCGAGGCUCACCGUCUGCACUCUUGUCUGCUCUUGAAUGUUUGAAGAUCAGAAAGUCGCACCGCAACAUUAUCAACAGUACGAUGAUCAAAGCUCGGGUGGACGACUUGCUGUACGGUCUUGUGGUUGCUGGAGGGCGACUGGUCAGCGUCAUCCGGCCAAAGAAACACUCUCUGCACCCAAGUGAUCUGCAACUGAUUUUCAACAUGCUCUUCGAAGCUGAGGGAGUCAAGGCUGGUGGAGGAGACUCUUGGAUACCCGUUUGUCUUCCCGGCUUCAACAACACCGGCUAUCUGUACAUGUAUGUCAGUUUCCUCGACAUGGGAGGGGAGCAGGUCCGCGAAAUGGCCCAGAACGAACGUAUCGCCAAAGAGGACUCGGUGGCGAUCAUCCUCCUAAGUGCCAACAGGGAGAGCUUCGAAGACUUGCAAAGCAUGAAGAAUUACCUUGUCCACGAAUUUCACCGGAACAAGAGCAUGCACAUCAUCCAUGCGGCAGUGCAGGCUGGCCGACCCGCACCCACAGACAUCAUCGCCGGCACCGUCCUGAGACAUUUUCUAUACAAAUCAAAGGGCAAUGUGCAGUUUUUCAUGCCGUCUUUCUCGCCAGGCUUCGAGACACUGAAACAACGUCGACGAUUAAUGUCCUUGUAUCACAAUCUUCACGCCAGUGUGCAUGCCAAACACGCCGCGGUCAAGGUCCACCAUAGCGUUGGAGUGUCAGCAACGGCAUUGGCUUGGGUUACGCCCAUGUUUGAACUCUAUUGUGUGGCCGGUCCCUCGGCGUCGAGGAAUGCAUUGGCACAGAGUGCAAACAAGGUUGUGCAAUGGGUGCAGAAAGAGGAGGAGCGGAUUUUUAUUAUUGGUGGUGCGGUAUUCUAA
This is a messenger RNA of Fonsecaea erecta, 1710 nucleotides long. RefSeq lists its product as hypothetical. Lineage: Eukaryota; Fungi; Ascomycota; Eurotiomycetes; Chaetothyriales; Herpotrichiellaceae. Bases 1 to 1710 code for a protein of 569 amino acids. The record is from RefSeq and is a predicted model, not a curated record. Gene Ontology annotation, cellular component: Mon1-Ccz1 complex; fungal-type vacuole membrane. The transcript has a single exon. Gene Ontology annotation, biological process: protein targeting to vacuole; vesicle-mediated transport.